AUGGAAUCUGUAAAACGAGCCAAAGAACGUUAUCGACAGUAUCCACUCCUAUUAGCAAAGUGUAGAAAAGAAGCUACGAGUUAUGCCACAUGUGUUUUGAAAAGAGACAGUGUUGCUAUGAAUGAUUGUAAAAAGGAGUUUGUAGAUUUUAAAACUUGUUUGCAAAAAGCUGCGACCAGUUUAAAAACUAGAAUUUAA
Molecule: messenger RNA, 198 nt
Organism: Diabrotica virgifera virgifera (western corn rootworm)
Lineage: Eukaryota; Metazoa; Arthropoda; Insecta; Coleoptera; Chrysomelidae
Exons: 1
Coding region: 1-198 (65 amino acids)
Biological process (GO): mitochondrial respiratory chain complex I assembly
Cellular component (GO): mitochondrion
Source: RefSeq, a predicted model, not a curated record